AUGCUUACAUCUCUGGGCGGAGAGUCGUUCUGGGGUCUUAGUGUCGCCAGGGCACUCCGUGACAAAGAUAACCCUUGGCACUUUCGAAGACAGGAAGUUUCAGUUGUAGUAUCCAACCGUCUCCUUUGUAUCAGCAACGACCCUUGGAGCUAUGUGAACGAACAGACUGUAGGGUGGACAUUUGAUUUCAACAAGACUGUCCUUGAUUACACACGCACUAAAGUCGACGUGCACGGCCCUUCUUGCAGCCUGGUGUGGGACGUUCCCGUUACAAAGAUCACAGCUCAGGCACCUUUUGUAGUUAUCAUGCAAAACGCUGUCUCGGAUAUCCCCAGUGUUGCUGACCAGUGCAGACAGGUGUGGGCUAACAAUGAAAAGUUAACUAUGGCCUUACAAGGUGGCCUGAGUCUCCGAUUGGCUUUCUCUGGAGAGAGAGACACUAACAUAGAAACCCUUACAAUUGCUCUCAGUCCGACAAUCCACGCAAAUAGCACUGCCGCUGGAAAACACAUGAAUAAUAUUAUUGACACCAAUAUCACCUGCAUUGUUCUUACUGAGGAGGAUGCUAGUCAGAUGGUGUUCAGUGUCCCUCCGGUGCAACUGAACAACGAUGAAACAUCUCUUGACUCCAAUAGUGGUCCGACAUCUCGUCAAAAUCUUACAACAAAGAACGAGUCUACCGUACCACCAAACCUGACUGGGAUGGCAUCGAGGCCAGGAAACCACAACACGGUGCUAGCUCCGGUGUUACCUACAUCAGAACAUAAGACUACGAUGUCACCGGCUUUUCCUCUGCAUUUCAGCACUAUCCUGACAAAGCCUGCCCAAGACAAACCAAGCCCAACCAGGACGUUCACAACCGCCUUGAUUAUUUCGAUACUAGGAGGUCUGAUAGUGAUAAUAUUUGUUGUCCUUCUCUUGAAAAGAACUUUAAUGUCAAACAAGCAGGACGUCCAAGCCAUCCCUGAGCGGCAGGAAGCUGUGCCGAGACGGGUACGGUCGGCCUCUCUACCUGACAUUUCCCGCCGUAGCGCCAUUUUACACCGCAAAUCUUCCUGCAGAUCUCUGCCUAGUGCCCUUCAUUCUAUCGAGCCCACGUACUGUGAGAUUCCUGAUGACGCUGUCUAUGCUACUCGACCUCUCCCCGCCCUUCCACAUACAUACUGGGAAAUCCCAGACGUUGAACCGAACGAAGACGAUGAUGACGCGUUGCCCUUCUAUGCUGCUGCCACAGAUUUAACGCUCAUGGGGAAUGGGGGGAGUCUCAGCACCUACCACGACACCUCGGCCACUACUGGUCGCCACCACAGGCCUUCACCUAUCCAGCGUACAGCCAUGUAUGGAAAAUCUCAGUCCCAACGCGUUACGUGUUACGAAAAUGCAGGGAAUCCCUCCUGCCACCGUGGCACGAGCGCUCGUGGGGCAGCUUCCGUACCCUUCUACGAAGGUCAGGGGAUGGUGACAUACAUAAAUGCAGCUAAUAUAUCCGGCACGUCAUUCGUAACUCAGUACAGAGCAUCGAGGUCGAAUGGAUACGAAUCCUCGCCAGCUUCUCAACUGACGGAGAAUCAAGUCUAUAAGACUGUUCCAGACGAGACAGAGCCAUGGACAUCCUCGUCCAACACCUGGCCGUGGGAGAUCUCCAAUGGACAGUUAAGUAGAGCUCACUCGGUGCCUGCUAUCUCCACAUUUCCAAACACUUACUGGCCACGGCGAGAAAGCGCGUGCAGAAGUAGCCGAAGCCAUCAGCGGUGGGCGUCCCUCCCCACACUCAGUAAUACCUACCAUGAGACAACACAAACCGAGGUACCUUUAGUCAGUACAAUACCAAACACGUACUGGCCGUGGGAUAUUUCUAGCUACGGGCACACUAACACCUCGUGCCCUCGUGCUGUCCCCACCGUACCAAACACCUACUGGCCGUGGGAGCUGGCGGGUGAAGAUAUAACCGUAGCACACGACGACGUGCGUCUCUCCCAAUAA
This is a messenger RNA of Branchiostoma floridae (Florida lancelet), 1983 nucleotides long. RefSeq lists its product as uncharacterized. Gene Ontology annotation, cellular component: plasma membrane. The transcript has a single exon. Bases 1 to 1983 code for a protein of 660 amino acids. The record is from RefSeq and is a predicted model, not a curated record. Lineage: Eukaryota; Metazoa; Chordata; Leptocardii; Amphioxiformes; Branchiostomatidae.